GGUUACGCAAGGCUUUUGACGGUUUUAAACACGCCCAGGUGUAGCCUACCUUUUGCAGGUUGAGUCGUUUGAUUUUCACUUCCGACAAGGAGUGACUGUCUGGGUGCAGACUGGAAUUCAUGACUCCUAUUAGCAGGAAGUGGGAAAAAAUAACUUUUCCAGUGGAUUUAGACKGACCCUCGGGAAGGGGACGGAGGAUAAAUGAUUGACUACACGUAUAAUCGGACAUGGCCGCUGCUUUUCCUCGCAGGAUUUGUGCUGUCAGGGGUGCGACAGGUCUGUGGGAUAAGUAUUUCCUCUCCGAAUGAGGUGGAAGCGGUCAAUGGGACCGAUGUGAAACUGAAGUGCACCUUCAGCUCCACUCAUUCUGUGUCGCGGGACUCAGUAACUGUGUCCUGGAUGUUCCGACCCCUCACUGGAGGAGCUGACGAGUCGGUAUUUUUCUACCAGGGUGAACCGUUCCCUCCUGAUGAAGGGCGUUUCAAAGGCCAUGCAGAGUGGUCGGGAGACAUUUUGGGGAAAGACGCCUCCAUCACCCUGAAACAGGUGCUUCCAUCCUUCAACGGUACCUACAUCUGCCAGGUGCGCAACCGUCCAGAUGUGCACGGCAGCAAUGGAGAAACCGUCCUCACAGUCGUCACCAAAGCAACCGUGUCUGAGAUCAUGGUCCUGGUGGCAGCCGUCGGAGGCGCCUGYGUCGUCAUUCUGAUCCUGCUCUGUAUCAUUGUGGCGGUAAGGGUCUACAGGAGUAAACACAUGGGAAAUGACAUUGAGAUGCACACAGAGAGGACGCAUGAGAAGAAAGACCCAUGGUGAGAGCUGGAGAACCUGAGCUCAUCUGAUCCUCUUGGGAUGGAGUCUGGUGGGCUGUUUGGGUCCAUUUUAAUUUUUUUCCUCCUGGAAGAGACCAACAAACUGCAUCUUUUUCUUCCAUAUUUGCUCCUCCAUCAGGAACUUUUCAGAAAUCUCUGCAGAUUACUCUGCAGUAUUGGCUGUAWAUAGUACUGCUUUUUAAUAUGUUGUAAUUUUGAAAAUUCAACAUUUUUAUGGACUUUUAAAAAAAGUUAUUUUUUAUUUUUCUAAAAUAAAAUUUCUUAGAUAUUUUAAGCAGCAGAGUAGGGGGUGUAAAUAUGAAUAAGCUGUUCUUGAGGUGGGUCUUGACGUUUUUCCUUUAAUUCACAGCAGCAGUGACUUUGUACAAUGAUUAUUUCAAAGUAAACCAAACGAAAAGUAACUCUCCAAAGCACAACAACUGCUGCGGUGGGUUAACUUUAAAUAUUCUUGCUAAAGUCUUCUACUGAGGAAACCAGUUCAGAGGCGGAAAAGGCUGAAAUAAGUUCACAGAAACCUCCUUUUUUCUCUGUGAGCAACAACUUUACUAACAACUGAUGCUUCAGUGUCUGACUGUCACACUUGGAGUUCAGGUGAGGAAUUU
This is a messenger RNA of Austrofundulus limnaeus, 1435 nucleotides long. Its product is annotated as myelin protein zero-like protein 2. The transcript has 4 exons. Gene Ontology annotation, cellular component: plasma membrane. Gene Ontology annotation, biological process: cell-cell adhesion. Bases 202 to 816 code for a protein of 204 amino acids. NCBI's taxonomy places the organism in Eukaryota, Metazoa, Chordata, Actinopteri, Cyprinodontiformes, Rivulidae. The record is from RefSeq and is a predicted model, not a curated record.